Molecule: messenger RNA, 375 nt
Organism: Ochotona curzoniae (black-lipped pika)
Lineage: Eukaryota; Metazoa; Chordata; Mammalia; Lagomorpha; Ochotonidae
Gene: SPACA4
Product: sperm acrosome associated 4
Exons: 1
Coding region: 1-375 (124 amino acids)
Source: RefSeq, a predicted model, not a curated record
AUGGUCCUCGGCCGGCUGCUGCUACUGCUGCCGCUACUCCUGGCCAUAGCCCUGCCCUGGGCCACGACGGGCGCCAAGGACUGCGUCUUCUGUGAGCUGACGGACUCCCUGAGCUGCCCCGGCACCCACAUGAGCUGCGGCGAGGAUGAGGACUGCUUCAUCGGCCACGGCGUGGCGCAGGGCGUCGGGCCCAUCCUCAACAAGGGCUGCGUGCACUCCACCAGCUGCGGCCGCGAGGAACCCGUCAGCUACAUGGGAGUCACUUACACCCUCACCAGCACCUGCUGCUACGGCCACAUGUGCAACAGGGGCCCCCCGGGCCCUGCCACCACGGGCCUGCUGCUGGCCUUGCCGCUGCUGCAACGUUUCCUGUGA